CAUAUAUUGGUGGGAAAGUGAUUGAAAAGACGGAACAAUGUUAAAUCGAAACAAAUCUAAAACGCAACCACCAGCCUGCAGAUGCACUCAAGAUCAGUUUCCUUUCGAUUUUUACUACUUGCAUUCUGUAAUGGAGUGGACCCAACCUAAUGAAUUCCACACUCCUCAGCUUUCUAUCAAGGAUGUCAACCAGCUAAACUUUGAUUACGUGCAGGACAGUAUUCAAGAUGAACAAGAUCGAAGUCUUAAAGUGCG
Frankliniella occidentalis (western flower thrips) is the source of this 255-nucleotide messenger RNA. RefSeq lists its product as uncharacterized. The record is from RefSeq and is a predicted model, not a curated record. NCBI's taxonomy places the organism in Eukaryota, Metazoa, Arthropoda, Insecta, Thysanoptera, Thripidae.